Messenger RNA from Colletotrichum lupini, 219 nucleotides. RefSeq lists its product as uncharacterized. Bases 1 to 219 code for a protein of 72 amino acids. NCBI's taxonomy places the organism in Eukaryota, Fungi, Ascomycota, Sordariomycetes, Glomerellales, Glomerellaceae. The transcript has 3 exons. The record is from RefSeq and is a predicted model, not a curated record.
AUGGCGUCUCAAAUGCAGGAGCAGAAUGCAGUGCCAACGAAAAGCAGCAGGAAGGAGCCAUCCACCAUCGUGUCAAUUCUCAUUCGAUUUGGGGACUGGAAAGAAGAACUGUUCGCUUCCUUCAUUGUAUCGAAGAAGCAAAAGGCGGCCUUCCAGAAGCGACUUAACCACACAGAAGGACGCACGACGCAUGGCGCACAGGUGCUGCAACACGCCUAG